CUCAUUAACUCCAUCUUCAGUGAUUUGGCCAGAACCUGCUGCCAGUCUGAAAGAGUUGGGGGAAUGUACAAGUCAAAGAUCCCUCAGGCCCAGAACCAGGUCAGUGUCAAGGUCACUCCCAAGGACACUGAGAUGAAAACAGCGGAAGAGCCCAGCCCGAGUCUUGGGCAGACCUUGGAGUGGCUGAGAAAGGAGCUGUCUGAGAUGCAGAUUCAAGAUCAGAGGCUCCUGCUCACACUGAGGCAUCUUCACAGUGUCCUGGAGGAGCUGCGUGCUGACAGCACCCACUGGGAGGACGCCAGGUCCAGCGGAGGGACAUCCCCCAUCAGAGCUCGAGCGGGCUCCGAAGGCAGGGGCUGCCAGCCGGUUUGCUCAAGGGGUCUGGCCCAGCUCCUCCGAGGGGAAGACAGCAGACGAAGCUCUCUCCCUUAAUUGGACAGAGAUGACACUGGGCUUUAACACUCUCCCCAUUAGUCUAAACUUUCACUGUGAUAUUUCAGGGGCAGAGUGUUGGAAUGGGAGUCAGAAAGCCAGGGCUCUGGGUUCAUUUCUGCCCUCAUCUGCUGUGCAUCCCUGGAUCUGUCACUCAACUUCUCUGUGUCUCUGGUUCCUUUUCUGUUACUUGGGAUUUCUUGGUGAGGCACACAUAAGGUAUUGAAUGUGAACACACUUUUCGACUGAAAACACAAACGUGCUCUAGUGCUCUGGCAAGCACUAUGGCAGUAACCCUAUCCUUGGGAAUUUUUCACAAGGCAAUUGUUACAACAAAGAACUAGAUGUGCAGUAAUGGUUACCAAGUGUUGCCAUGGUGAAAAUUCCAAACCCUGUGUAAUGACUUAGUGGCUGUUUUCUGUCUUCCCAGGAAGCCUUCCCAUUCCCCUUCAUCUGAUAACAUAUUAGGCCCCAUAACCACCCUGGCCAUAGGCAUGGGUAUAUUACCAGGCCUAGCCAAUGAUAUAAUCCAUGGUUGCCCUAAAAAGAUGAUUGGCCCAAUGGAUGGGCAUGUGAACCAACAGAGCCAAUCACCAACCUUCCCUGAGAUUGCUACCUGGAUGUUCUUUCUAUUACACUUAGGCUGAGGCUGCUGGUGGCCAUGUUCCUACCAGGUAAAGAAGACCUGUCUGCAGUAGGAAGGAAAGAGGCUAAUCUCCAAAGAGAAUUAGAGAGAGGGCCACACAACAGAUGGAUGGAGAGGAAGAGCACUGGCUCUUUUUGGUCCCUGGUUUUAGGUCCUAGUUUUGUGAGUUAAUCCUGCAUUCUUUCCAGGGACCAAAGCCAGUCAAUUUCACCCCCCACCACAGCCACACACAGCAAUUUGUUUUUGGUUAAGCUGAUUUGAGCAGUUUCCCUCAUUUGCAGCUAGAAUGGUCCUGAGGAAUACGAUCCAGAUGUUCAAAGAAUCAAAGAAGAGAAAUCAAUAUGAAAAUGGCAUUUCAUUCAAUGAGGGUUUGUGACAACAACCUCUGUAACAGCAGGCAACCAGGCUUGUGAUAGAGCAGAGACACUCAGUUGUGUGGGGUGCUGCAGUCAUAACUGAAAAAUUGUAUCUGCCUAUAAGAAAGACUAAAACAGAAAAGGUGAAAAUAAAAAAGUCAUGGUGUUAAGAUGGUCUGAUGAUUGGUAGGCCUUUUUGUUUUUGAAAAUCUACCUGUAUGUUGCUAGAACAUUGUUUUUAUGGCUUUGAAAAAGUAAAUCGAUUGCAUGUAGAGGCAGAGUGGAGGGGGUGCAUUAUAAGUAUAAUGUUUGUAGUCAGAUCAACCUGUGAUUUUUAUAUUUGAUAAUAUAAAUGAUACCUGCUCUGUGAUGCUGGAGCUGGGUCCCUGCAAAGCACCUUUUGGUGUUACCAGCUGCUCCCUGUUAGAGUUUGUUAGGCUUUGCCAAUAUACAGGGUGGAGUUAGACUUCAAGUCUAGAGGAGAGAAAAGGGACUUGCUCCUUCUUCUUGUUUCCCUGUGGGCUUCCUGUUCCUAUGAACAUCUCCCAGCAAUGUUUCUUCACUACAGGCAGCAAUUCCUUCAUGACCAGACUUCUCCAGGAUCCAGGUUCCAGACUCCUGGGGCCCCUUCCAGGAGCUCAGAGACAUCAGCUUCAGAUGCCAGUCCCUCCUCCCCUGAAGUGUGGGUCCCUGCCUUACCUACCUGGCCCUUUCCUGAGCUCAGAGAUACCAGCCCCAGCUGAGCUGAGUUCCUUUCUCAGAUAGCUGAAUUUAAGCUCCAGGGAAUUCCUCCUCUAAGUUUUAAAGUUUGAUAGUUUCUGCCUCUUUUCUUUGUUCCCUCAGCCCUGGAGAUGGCAGAUGCUUGCUGCAAUUGCUACCUUAAAGUUCUUUUUAUAACCUUUCAGUCACCCAGUUAACAACUUUAUACCUAGUUAGCAAUUCUUUAUAUUAAAUUUUCUGUGUUAAAA
Messenger RNA from Pongo pygmaeus (Bornean orangutan), 2402 nucleotides. RefSeq names its product chromosome 21 C20orf202 homolog (gene C21H20orf202). Bases 64 to 432 code for a protein of 122 amino acids. Lineage: Eukaryota; Metazoa; Chordata; Mammalia; Primates; Hominidae. The record is from RefSeq and is a predicted model, not a curated record. The transcript is spliced from 2 exons.